ACAAAAUGGCGGCGGCGCUCGGUCCCGCCUCACCCCGCGUCCCGGGGCGCCGGCACCCGGGCGGGGCUUUGCUCCUCGCCUCGCCUCGCCCCGCCGCGGUGCUGCCCGUCCUCGCCAGCCCUCGGCGCUGGCCAGGAGCCCCCUGCUCCCGGUGCUGCCCCGGGCUCCUCUCGGGGCAUCGCCCCCUGCGCCUCGCAUCGCAUCGGGGCGCGGCGCAUCCCCGGGGCGCGGCGGCGGGGAUCAGCGGGGCAGCCAUCUAAUGAUCUACUAUACUGAGUUACGGAGCUGUGGUAAAUGAAAGAAGCAGGGUACUGCUGCACCAGCAAAUAGACUCAUUGCAAAGACAUUCCCAAUGCAGCAAAGUGUAGGAGACGUUGAUAUUGUCAUCCUGAUGCUAAAGACAGUACCAGCUAUCCUACCUGCGAAAUGCAUUGCUUGGGAUAAAGGAAACCUUACGCAAGAAGAGAUGCCAGUAUUUUUAAAUUUACGACAAAUUUAAGAGCUACAAUAAGAUAAUGCUCUAAAUGAUUCUCCAAGAUGUUUGCAAAAGCAACAAAGAAUUUUGUGAGAGAAACAGACAGCGGAGGUGACUUGAUCCCUGUCUCUCACUUGAACGCCUCAGACAAGCUGCAGCUUCUCAGCUUGGUUACAAAGAAGAAGACAUUCUGGUGCUGGCAGAAGCCCAAGUAUCAUUUCUUGACAGUCUCCUUGAGUGAUGUGCUCACAGAAGACAAACCUAUAAAACCAGUGAUUGUGGAGUCUGACUUCGCAAAAUACAUGGGGAAAUUUGAAGAUUUUGUUCAAGGAAGUAUUGAAACUUCGUUUGGAAAGAUCAGCCUGGGAGCUGGAGGGAGGGGCUAUGUGGAAAGCCAGUCCUCCUUUGGAAACCUGAGGAAGCAGGAGAUUGACUUGCAGCAGCUUAUGAAAGACGUCAAGGACAGAAUGAUAAAUAUGAAGAGUAGUUUACUGCAACAAGUAAUAGAAAGAAAACGUGAAGUACUGUGCAUCUUGAGAGAGAAGAUAGUAACAACUCAAAAGUGUACGAUAGCUGAACAUAUCCAGACAGAAGAAAAAAUCAGUGGUCUGCUGGGAUGCAGUACAAAAACAGUCAAGGUUUCAGUGAGUGACAGUGGAAGUACGGUGAAGGAUUCUAGUGUGAUCCUUGAGAUUCCUCCUGCAACCACUAUUGCCUAUGGCGUGAUUGAACUCUUUAUAAAGUGCAAUGGCCAGUUUGAAUUCUGUCUGCUGGAUGAACAACAAGGAGGUUUUGAAAGAGAAAGCACAGAAGGCUCAACUUAUCCCCAUUCAGCACCGUUCAGAGAUGCUUUGUUUCUGUAUCAGCCAGAUGCUGUUGAUAAUGGGGUGUGCUCUGGGGCUAGGAACCUCGUUCCCAGGGAUGCUUCUUUAAGUGUAUUGAAACAAGAUCUAUCAUGGUUGAAGGCUCAGUUCCAGCCCUUUGCGAAGCUCCCAGAAGAAAAGCAAAGAGCUUUAUAUAAAAGCCUGUGUGAACUCCUGCUCCGUGAAGAAAUGCUAACUGCCCUGGCGGAUGUGUUAGAUGAUAUCUGCACAGGAGACAAGCCAGAUCUGAAGGAGCUAAAACCUGCACAACAGCAAGACCUGGUUGACUUCUUGCAGCUCUUAGGGUGCAGUAAUGAGGUAUUGUUGCAGAACUGUCAGCUUCAGGAUGAGGAAUUGGUCUCAGCUGCUCACCUCCUCAUCAGUGCUGCCUCUGAGCUGUCUGAUUACACUCUUGUCCUGCUGCGUGCCUGCUGUGAUCUACAGGUUGUUCCGGCAUUGUGUUGCUUGCCUAAUAUCGCUUCAGCUGACGGCACCUUGGCACUGAGCAGUCCUUUGGUGGCUACUCUGACUGACAGAGGAAGAUUCGAUGUCGUGCAAAGGCUUUUUGCUUCAUCAAGCAUUAAUUUGGAAAUGACAGAGUCUUCUGUAAAAGUUGUCACUGCGAGAGAACCUCGCUUCUUCCCGCUCCUUCUUUAUGUUGCACUGUACGGACUUCAUAGUUUAGGUGGGACUGCAUAGGAGCUUUGCUGAGCAGUCACUGUCCCAGCCUGUUCUUUCUUCUGUAGCUGUGCAAUAGCGCCGAGGUUUGUGAGCUGGCAAUAGAGCACCUGAGUACUAGGGGGUCCGUGGGGGCGAGGCAGGCGGCAGCGAGCCCUCUGCUGCCGUAAGAAGGUGAGCUGCAGCUCCGCAAUUUCACUAAGGUAACGUCUGCAGUGGAAAAUACAUAAAUAAGUAAAUAAGGAAUGCAGGGGAGGAAGGAAAAAAAAAAAAAAGACAAGCCUGGAACAGAAAUUGAACAUAGCUGUUCUGAUAGUUGUCAGAUAUGCAGAGCGGUAGACGCCUGAUUGCUCGCAUUAAUAUGCGUGGGAGAAAACUGCAAAGUACCAACUGCUUUUUGUAAGCAGGCAAACAGGCUGUGGAAGUCCAAGGUUCUGCAGUGCAGUGUAUGUUUUGCUCAUUUGAAACCUGAGGUGCAGAAUGCCUUCAAUCUGGAGGAGGUGAAGUGGAGGGCUCUGGAAGAGGUACUUAAUUAGGUUUUCAUUUAUUAAGUGUAGUUUGGCAUCAAGCCAUGUGAACUGCACGCUGCAGGAAAUAAUAAACUCUUUUUUCAAAAAACUAAGACCACCUUAGGGAUUUAUGCCUCUGUUUUCAACUAAGUUUUUACUAAGCGUAGCAAGUUUCAGCUGUUCAAAUUGCAUUUUGAACUUUCUCUUUGAGAUACUGUGAUGCCUUCUGGUAUGUGCGUACGAAAUGUCCCUGCAGCACUCCACCAAAGCAAUCGUUUCAUCCAUGUGACAUUUUCAGUGCGGGUGUUUUGCUUAUGCCUUUGACUAAUGGCAAAGAGUUAGCAAAGCACUUUGUGCUUUGAGCUGUUUUGUCUUUUUUUAAUCAUACUUUUCUGUGAUCGUGCGAAUGGGACAGAAGCGCAGUGGAGAUCACUGUAAAUAGGGGCUGGGGAAGAUGUUGUUCCAGAUAAAUGGAAUAUCGGUGCUUUCAGGUAAGACUGAGAUGGCUGACAGGGAAGCAAGCAGGUGUCUGUAGGGAGGGCUGGUCAGUGCACAGGCCCUGCAGUUUACAUAAAGGGUAGGAAUCGUAGCUUCAGUUUUCUGCUCUGUUCCCACAUGGUCUUGAGCAGAUCGCCCAAGAGGUCUUCAAAAGCUCAUGUCAGUUAAGCUUUCCCUGAGAAAAUGGACUUUGCAAAAAAAGCACCGUGGUACCUUUCAGUACCUGAGAGCGCAAGAUACUUUUGCAGACUGAAGUGUUGGCAUUUCUGUGUCUCGUGUGUAAAAUGAAGCUCACAGUGUUGCCUGAACGUGGCACUGGUGGAUAUGGAAAUGUCCUUUUGGGGGGGGGGGGUGUAGGAGUGCUUGUAGGAGUUGUGCUUUUGUAAACGGGAAGGUUUUUUCUGCCAGCCACUGCUCAAAAGUUGCCUCUGUAACUAAUUUAUCAGAAAUUUGUAUUAAAUGUCAUAGCAAAACAAUAGAAUGACUUAAAACUUAAUGUAUGUGAUUUCUGCUUAUCCUUUUUUGAUUCCCGUCAUACCCUUGGCUUUGAAAGUUGGUGCACACAGGCACGAAGAGGACGUGUGAAUCCGUGUAGUGCUACCGUUCGCUUGUCCUGGUCUUCAGAGUCUUGGUGUAAGCCUUACACGUGCUGCGUUGUGUAACUGCUUUCAGGGUGGGUGGGCUGUCUUGUGUAUGUAGGAGACCGGAUUUGGUUAAAGAGGAAAAAGACCCCAAGGGGUUCUGCCCCUUCUGCCUCCACUUGCUAGUCAUUGUUUGCUCGGGUCUGUUGGCUUCUCACUUCCUCUGCCUGCCCUACUUUUAGGAUGGAUCCUCUUCCCUGCAGAAGCCGGUGGUUGUGCAUGGCAGCCACCAGUCUUGGCUCUGUCCUUUAUGUGCUGCCUUUCCUCUGGGAUCACAGAAGCACCUCUAGGCGAACAGAUAGCCUGGAAUGCUUUUUGAAAAACAGAGUAGCACAGGUGGGUAAAAAUGAGCUGCUAAAGCAAUUUAUACGUUCAUGUCUCUCUAUGUAACAACUCAUUUCUUGCACGCUCCUGAAAGCGGGAUUCUUAUGCACAUAAAUAUUCAAAAUAGCCAGGACUGGGGUUGUAAAGACCCAAGGCAGCAGCAGAGGCAACGUGUCUUUCUCCAUAUACCUUUUGUCCUGCCUUUCCCUAAGUUAAACAAGGAUAGCCUCUUCAUGCGCCCAGCCUAAGCUGCACUGAUCCAGAUGAGUUCAGAGUCUCCUCGCUGCAUCCUUGAUGAAGCUGAUUCCUUGUGACAGGCUGGCCUCACGCAGAAACUGCUUCCUCGAGGUUAGGUGGGGUUUCCCUAGAAAACAGAGGUGGUAAAAGGGCACUAGGGUCCUGCAGAGCAGGCUGGUGCUUGUCUCAUAAAAGGCUUUGUUUCACUCCCAGCCCACUCUCCCUGAAGCCUUGCUUCCCUUUGAUACAAUUUUGCCUUCUGCAAGAGGAAGGGGGAAGAAGCCUCACCUUUGUGAUUCGGAAUCAGAUCAGCGCGAGGGAAGCUGAGGUCAGCGGCUGCUUUUUAAAGCGCACGCUGUCUCCAGCAGCCUGCAGGCUCAGCCUUGUUUCGGUAACCAGCACUCAACAGGCCUGAGUCGCUUGGGCUUUUGUGCACUUGUUAAUUACAGAGACGGAGUCCUGUAAUGCUGGAGUACUUAGACAGUAAGGAAGGAACCCAACUUCAGCAAGGGCACUUGUAGGAUAGCUGGAGAGGCCCAAGGGGCUCCACAUUGAAUGGGGAAGGGGUGCUGGUGCAUUCAAAAGCCAAAAAGAAAGUUUUAUUUCUAAACUGAAGGCCCCUCCUGGCACUGCGCAUGGAACACCUCACUGCUGCGGCUGAGGCUGCACAAUGGUGCAUCCAGGAGCAAAAGCUGUAGUACUAGAAGAGCCAGGCAAGGAGCGUUUGAGUACAGAGCUAGGUGCUUACACCCACCUCAGACAGGGGCAGACCCCAGGCUGGCACCUUGAAGCAGAGUUGCCACGUGGGCUCCAGGCUCCGUUUGUUGUCUUUGUGGCAGCUGCAGUGGUGUAUCUGAAGUCUGUGCUGAGACGCGAUUGCGAGGGAUUUCAGACAGCCCCCUUCUGGGCAGGAAGUUUCACAAUUUCAGAGCAAAAGACACAGUACGGAAAAAUGAAAAAGCUUUUUAGUUUUCCUUCCUCAGCCUGCCGUAUCAGGAGACAACCCUAAGCACAGUAAGUGCAAAGUCAAGAUCUUUGUCGUGUUUUAAAGAACACAAGAAUUUCUUACAAGUGUACGGAAUUUAGCCUUCCCCACUCCCAGUGCAAAGACCAACCUUUGCAGGUGAGCUGGUCAGUGGAGGAUUUUGUACUAGCACCCUAACAGUCGUGUAGCAGGAAAUACUUGAUGUGGAAGCGGUUUGCAGCAGUGAAGGAUUAGGCUAAGAUAAAAGGCAGAUGUGCUCAGAUUGCCUCCUGAGAGCAUCUUCACUUAGCUAGAAUUCACUGUAUGACCAAAAAAAUCAGAGAAGUUAAUUGCAGUUUUUCAAUAUUAAAUCUUUAUUAUAUACAAAAAUAUUUUGUUGGGAAUUAACAGAAUUUCACAAUUUUUACAUUAAUAUUUUUAUGCUUGGCUGUGUUUAUUGUGAAAAUAUUAGCUGUGAAAAAGACAACGGGGGUUUUAAAAAACAAGUUACAAUUUAAAAAUGUCCUACGUAUUAGCUGACUUUAUUAAUGUCAAGUCAGAAUGCUAACAAGUCCCAUCUAGGCCUGCUCUAUAGCAUUGUAUUCAAACAAUUAGGUACUAAAUCAUCUUCAGCUUCACAUUAGAAAUAGUUAAAUUUUCUUUUGUAUGAUAUUUUCAGCUAAUAAAAUGUAUUUUCUACAGGAGAGCAGUUCUUAAAGUUUUACAAGUGUCAAAUCCAGUUUAGUAUUCUGUAGAAGGAAAAAAAACAACAUGCAAAGCUUCCAAUAGGAAAAGAAAAACCCUUGUGAGAACAAGCAAGGUAAAGAAAUGCACAGUGACAGACUUUCAGUACACAUUUAAAGCAAUACACUUACUUAAACAAGACUUUAUAGUUCUUAGCCCAGUUUGGGGUGAGAGGGAGGUAAACUUCUUGUAUUUUAAAACCUAAGGAGGAGGUUCCCCCUUCUAUCAGAAUACUCAAGUGUUACAAACAGGUAAUGUAUAAUGCAGGACUCGGGGAGGGAAAGCUCAACAUGCAUUUUUAAAGGGGAAGAAAUCCUUUUCAGCAGUUUUCUCCAUAUGUAAUUGUGUACAAACAAAAACCUAAACCAACAAAAAUCAGUCAAAAAAAGAAAAAAAGCCCAAUUUUGACAGCUGACAAUUUUGCUGCCACUCCCAGAACUGCGCAAAGCCCUACCAUUAGUUUUGCUCUAUAGUAUGUAAUGUAUAAGAUAUCAAAUAACUGAGAAUUUAUUUGGGUUUUUGGAAGAGAUUUUACUGUAUUCUAGGUAAAUGUUAGCUACUUACGAAGCGAUGACUUGGAUCAGCUGUGAAGACAGCCAGACUUGCAUGGACAAGCAUUAGCGUGGAGCUGAUGACAUCAAAAGGAAAAGCGUAAGUGGGAGAAAGUGUCUCCAAGACUACUUUAACCAUUUUAGCCUUGCAGCUUGGUCAUAUUCCACAUCCAACCACUGCAUUAGCAGCAAAAGAAAAUCUAUACCUAACUAGCAGGAGAAAGGGUUAAAGAUAUUGAAAACAAAAUUCACAUUUACUUUAAAUGCAAUGUAUCCUAUAAAAUAUAAAUAUUACUGAAACUCUCCUUAAAGAAAAAAAAAAAAAGUUUGGAUGUGAAACUGCUUAACAGCCUUUACCAAGCUGGAAUUUUUGUUUGUAAGUCUGUGCAGGUCAAUUCCAGCUUCAGUGCCAGUAAAUGAAGUAAGAAUUCAGCAGUUCAACAAGUGACAGUUUGUGGAAUAGUAUCCCACUGUGGUCCAAAAUGAAGAGUUCAAGUAAGUUAACAGACACUGUUUUGAAUUUCUUGCAGUAUAUUAACCCUAAGACUAAUUUAUCUAUCUACAUAGCUCUACAUGUCUGUGUGAGUGCACUUUGAAUAUAUUUGGAAGCCAAAGCUGCCUCUUAAUACUUGUUACAAGUGUUUUUAAUGUAUUAGGAUCAUUUCUUUAGUGUUGGGACUGCAAGCACUAAGUUACACCAUUCUUAAAUACCGGUGUCUCUAUUGAACACUAUUACCUCUACAAGACAAGUUGGGAAUCCCAAACAAUUCACAUCAGUAAGGUUCUUUAAAAUGUGAAAACUGAAGGGUGGGGUUGGGUGUUGUUUGGGGAAGGGGGGCAGGACUUCAUUUCACCCCCUUCAAUAAUGACAGUCUGCCAGAGAAAGCAAAUGAAAGUACCUUAACUAAAGAAAUCCCGAGAUUACUGACAGCUAGAGAGAGAUUUAAGGCAAGAGGUCUAGCAGACUAGAAGUCCUCACGUCAACUAACCACUACCUAAACACGGAUAAACUGAUCUCUAACACUGUUGCAGAAGUAGUAUCAUUAAGUUUGGCAAUAACAACACAGUGCUUUAACGCUUCAGAACUUGGCUGAGGCAAGAAACCCUGCAUGAAGUAAAUAAUCCUUAUCCGUUUGCAUGAUAGAUGUGACAGACUUCCACCUGUAACUGGUCUUAAAGCUGUACCUGCAGGCACAAGCAGCGGCUGGGAAGCUAUCGCAGUAGGCACUAUAGAUGCUUUGAGAAGCGGCAUCUGCCUCAGCCUUCAAUCAGAAUGAAGACGAUAGAUGAAGACUGGAUGGAAAACCAAGGAAAAGGUAAAGGAAGUUUGAAUUUGUUCUUGUUCACAGUAGCAGUUUGUGUAAAAACAGCAAUAACCCAGAUCUCCCAAUUUCUGGAGUUGUGCUCUACUUGGUCACUCUGUACUGGUCCUUACUUAAGCAGAGCAGAGAGGCAAACUUGGCUCCAAAGGGUCCCUAGCUAGGAAUUUUUUGUGUUUAAAAUA
Molecule: messenger RNA, 7988 nt
Organism: Cygnus olor (mute swan)
Lineage: Eukaryota; Metazoa; Chordata; Aves; Anseriformes; Anatidae
Gene: GSDME
Product: gasdermin E
Exons: 13
Coding region: 538-2037 (499 amino acids)
Biological process (GO): programmed cell death
Cellular component (GO): cytoplasm
Source: RefSeq, a predicted model, not a curated record